Messenger RNA from Cylas formicarius (sweet potato weevil), 1947 nucleotides. Its product is annotated as rab-like protein 3. The record is from RefSeq and is a predicted model, not a curated record. NCBI's taxonomy places the organism in Eukaryota, Metazoa, Arthropoda, Insecta, Coleoptera, Brentidae. The coding region runs from base 489 to 1196 and encodes 235 amino acids. Gene Ontology annotation, biological process: intracellular protein transport. Gene Ontology annotation, cellular component: endomembrane system. The transcript has a single exon. Gene Ontology annotation, molecular function: GTPase activity.
UCUUUUUAAAUGUUUUUUUUUGCUUUAUUGGCAUUUUUCAUUUUGAAACCCACUUUUUCAGCUCAAGUUACCAAUUUUCCAUUCCAUGCGUUAAGUCAUCCAAAACCCAAUAUGCGGAAGCUGCGGAUUCUAUUCAAUUGGAUGUACGUAGACCGAGAAUUAGACGCUUGUAUAUUUGGUUGCAUAUUAUUUUUUGAACACACUUUUAUCACUACAAGCUAAUAGACUUAUAACAAAAAAUUUACUCGAAGAAAGUCGCAAUGUCCCAUAUGGGUUUAAGAAGAACACAAUGCUCAAAACCUCUAAAAUAGAUUUCAUUUGCCAACAGCAGGGUUAAAGAUUAUGCUUAAAAAAUAUACCUACGAUUAACAAAAAAGACGUUGCGCUGUUCACCUUUUGGGAGUGCUAAUCAAGCACACAAUCUAAGCGAAUUCUGUAUAUCCCGAAUUCCAUUUGUUAAAUGUGAAACAAUCCCACGCUGGAAUAAAAUGUCUGCGAUAGAUCGUGUAAAAAUAAUGGUCCUCGGGGAUUCGGGAGUUGGUAAAUCAUCUUUUGUGCAUUUAGCUGCCCACAAUGAACCAAUAAAAUCUCCUAGUUGGACCAUAGGCUGUUCCGUUGAAGUGAAAUUGCAUGAAUUUAAAGAAGGGACCAAAGAACAAAAGACUUUUUUUAUAGAGUUUUGGGAUGUAGGAGGAAGCAAUAAUCAUAGAAAUGCUAGGCACGUGUUUUACAAUCCUUGUCAUGGAGCCAUAUUAGUGCAUGAUUUAACAAAUCGCAAAUCUGAGGAGAACUUGCAGAAAUGGCUAAGAGAACUGUUAAACCGUGACACAGCUGAUAACAGCAAUGCAAGUUUUAGCAGCAUGGCAAGCUUUGAAGAAUUGGAUUCUGAAAAUUUAAUGGGUACAAAAACCUUAAUGCCCCUUUUAAUAGUGGGGACAAAGCUGGAUCAAGUGGAUGAUAAAAAGUCGAGCAGUAACUUUGGAUACAAAUAUGGAGCAGAGGAAAUACAACUUAAUUGCAGCCAGUCAAGAUACCUUGCGCCCGGAACAUCCAAUGCAGUAAAAUUAUCAAGAUUUUAUGAUAAAGUAAUUCAGAAUAAAGCCUCAAAUCGAACAAGGUCUUACCCAGAAAGAUUUGGAAGCAACACUGUUUUGUCUAAUUACUCAUCUAAAUUUUAUUCACUUCAUCAAGAUUAAUUAUGUAUUACGAAUAUUUUAAUUUAAUUAAAUAUAUAAAUCUUUAGAACAAUUAGUGCAAACAUGGUAACCCAUUCUAAACCAAGCUUAAGAUUACACUGUGUUCUUGUUUUAUUAUAAUUACUAUAUUUUUUUUAAAUAAAAUUGAAGAGUACAGGGGGAAACAGAUGAGAGUCCAAAAAACUUAAUUCUGUGUAAUUGUGAUUUUUAUUUAGGAAGAUUAGAACAUGGUAAACAAAAAUAGGAUUUUGGGAUAUAAUUAUUGCUAACUUGAACUAAAAUCCUUUAUGACACAAUAUAUAUAGAAAUAUAUUAAUAGUCAAUGCAAAAGUAUAAAAAAAACUUUGAUUUCAAUGCAAAAAACACUUGAAGAUCCAUAAUCUAUUAUUGUCAUUUUAUCAAUGUGGUAUUGCUGUUUAGAAAAUCUUGCGCUUUUUGAGAAUAGAAUCUUUUUAGAUGCUGUCUUGAAAUUUAACUUCACUACUAUACAUUUUAAAUUCUGUUUAUUAUCUUUGUACUCUCAUCUUUCUAGCAAUUUCUUAUAGGUGGAUAUUAUUCUAUAGCCAAUAUAUUAUAUGAAAUAACUGUUAGUCUUAUUUGGGCAAAAAAUGGACCCUCAUCUUUUUUCCCUUUACUCUUCAAUUGUUUUAGGAGAAAAAGGUUCAAAGGUAAACAUCAUUGAAGCUGCAUAAAUUAUUUAUUUUACAAUUCUUUUUCAAGUGUCACCUAUAAGGUGCAUUUCAUUAAUGGU